This is a messenger RNA of Limulus polyphemus (Atlantic horseshoe crab), 1133 nucleotides long. RefSeq names its product solute carrier family 28 member 3-like. The annotation marks the transcript as partial. Gene Ontology annotation, cellular component: membrane. Gene Ontology annotation, molecular function: nucleoside:sodium symporter activity. The record is from RefSeq and is a predicted model, not a curated record. Gene Ontology annotation, biological process: nucleoside transmembrane transport. Lineage: Eukaryota; Metazoa; Arthropoda; Merostomata; Xiphosura; Limulidae. The transcript is spliced from 8 exons.
UUUCUGGUUUUACUUUUCUUUUCGAUUACCUGGUUACUGGUGAACUUCAAGAUAUCUCUGCGAAACAGAGACCAGUGUUUGCAUUCAGUGUUUUAAGCGUAAUUUUAUUCUUCAAUUUCUGGAUAUCUAUUCUGUACUAUUACGGGAUAAUGCAGUGGAUGGUUAUUAAAGUAGGUUGGUUCCUCCAAGUAACUGUGGGAACAACGGCAUGCGAAUCCAUGAACGCAGCAGGAAAUAUUUUCCUUGGAAUGACAGAGGCUCCGCUAAUGAUAAAACAUUUUCUACCGACAAUGACUAAGUCAGAACUCCAUGCCGUUCUGACGGGUGGUUUUGCUACCAUUGCCGGCAGCGUCCUAGCAGCUUAUAUUAAUUUCGGAGUUAGUUCUAGCCACCUGUUGUCAGCUUCUGUAAUGUCUGCUCCUGCUGCUUUAGCUUUUUCCAAGUUGUUCUACCCUGAGACAGAGCAGAGUCAAACACUCGCCCAAGACAUCAAGCUUGUCAAAGGGACAGAACGGAACGCUAUAGAAGCCGCCAUUAAAGGAGCCAGUGAUGCAAUCACGUUAAUAGCUAAUAUAGCCGCCAAUUUAAUUGCCUUUUUAGCCUUCAUUCGAUUUCUUGACUCAAUUUUUGGAUGGAUAGGACUUCUUGUUGGAUGGGACUUUCUCUCUUUUGAGUGGGUGUUAUCCAAACUGUUCAUUCCAUUGGCUUUCCUGAUGGGCGUGGAGUGGAAGGAAUGUGAACAGGUGGCUCGCCUGAUUGGUUUGAAGACAGUAGUUAACGAAUUUAUUGCUUACAAACAACUUGGAGAAAUAAAAACGUUAUCGUCUAGGUCUGAAGCUAUAGCUGUUUAUGCGUUAUGUGGGUUUUCCAAUAUCGGAUCCAUGGGGAUCCAGCUCGGAGCGCUAGGUGCUAUAGCUCCGGAAAGAAAAUCCGACUUGGCGGGUUUAGCAGUGCGAGCAGUAAUAGCAGGAUCGGCAGCCUGCUUCAUGACAGCCUGUGUUGCAGGAACACUGCUCGAGGAAUCUCCAGACUCUGUGCAAAUGGAUAGCCUAAAAUCAAAAUAAAUAAGUACGUUUAUAUGUUGAGAUCAAAGUCCGAAAUCGAUAAGUGGCCGAAAUAUUUCAUCAAAUAGU